UGGCCUCAAACUCAGAGAUCAACCUGUCUCUCUGCCUCCCAAGUACUGGGACAAAAGGUGUGUACCAACCACCAUUGCCCGGCAGGUUUUCUUAAAUUCUUAAGUGACAUUUGUAAUUCUGCCAUGUUUCUGUUAAGACAGUUAAACCUGCCUUUUUUGACUUUAAUUCAGAGCCUAGAGACCUGGUGGUCACCUAACUGCUCCCUGCUGCUGCCAGGCAGGGGUUCCUUCCUUCCUCACCAGCCUGGCUUUGAACUGCAGGCAUCACCGUCGGACAUGGCCAGCGUGGAUCAGCGUGAAGGCACCAUCCAGGUGCAGGGCCAGAACCUCUUCUUCAGAGAGGCCCGACCUGGCAACGGGCAGGCUGUCCGCUUCUCCGUGCUGCUGUUGCAUGGUAUCCGAUUCUCCUCUGAGACUUGGCAGAACCUGGGUACUCUGCAUAGGUUGGCCAAGGCUGGCUACAGGGCUGUGGCCAUUGAUCUACCAGGUCUGGGGCAAUCCAAGGAUGCAGCAGCCCCUGCCCCUAUCGGGGAACUGGCCCCUAGCAGCUUCCUAGCUGCUGUGGUGGAGGCCUUGGAGCUGGGACCCCCAGUUGUGAUCAGUCCAUCAUUAAGCGGCAUGUAUUCCCUGCCCUUCCUCGUGGCCCCUGGGUCCCAGCUCCGGGGCUAUGUACCAGUGGCUCCCAUCUGCACAGACAAAAUCAAUGCUGCGGACUACGCCAGUGUGAAGACGCCAGCUCUCAUUGUAUAUGGAGACCAGGACCCCAUGGGCUCCUCCAGCUUUCAACACCUGAAGCAGCUGCCCAACCACAGAGUGCUGGUCACGGAAGGGGCGGGGCAUCCCUGUUACUUGGACAAGCCUGAGGAGUGGCAUGCCGGCCUGCUGGAUUUCCUGCAGGAGCUAGCCUGAGACUCAGUCCUGCUCAUAGAGGGGACGGACUGCCUGCCCUAGGAUCUCUUGCUGUCUUCCUCCUGGUCUCUGGCUUCCGCCUCACCUGCAACAGGUCUGUCUACACGUCUGUCUGGGUUCCUGUCAUUUCUCUUUUUCUCUUGCAGUGACAGAUCAGAUCAAGGAGGUAGAAUCAAGUGGAAAAGGCCUCGGAUUCGAGGGGAGAACUCUGAUUGUGGGUAAUCCAUGUGCUCCUGCAGGCUUCCUGCUUGGCUCUCUAUCUGCCUUCCUUUCUUUCUGAUCCUUCUCUCUCUUCGGCUGCGCUACAGGACAGACAUUCCUUCUGUUCCCCUACCCUUAAGGCCACAUCCCACACCCACCCAAACAGAACCUUUCCUGUGGGAAUAGCACAGGGGUCCACGUGACUGGACCGUCACCACAUUCCCGGGUAGCUUUGCACCCCGUGCUUGCACAGGUACAUGUGCAAUUUCCUAAAGGAAGCGGGGAGUCUUUGAAAGAGAUCCACUCGCCUGGAUAAAAAUGUGGCCACCCCUAGAUUUCUCUUAUCUACCCGUUGCAACUGGUCCCAGACCAGAAUUGUUUCCCCAGAAGGGGAUGUGCACCCCCCUGCUUUUCAAAUCUCCCCCCUUCUUCUUGGGGGCUCCCCAGGUCAUCAAGAAUGAAUCUUCUCAGCCCAGCCCAUUUCCUGCUCUGAGGUUUGGGAGUGGGAUGAGGAGACCGACUGCGGAGGUCCCUGAAAUAAAGUGAUACAAUUAGACCUCACAA
Apodemus sylvaticus (European woodmouse) is the source of this 1674-nucleotide messenger RNA. It is a transcript of the gene Abhd14b, whose product is annotated as abhydrolase domain containing 14B. Gene Ontology annotation, cellular component: cytoplasm. Lineage: Eukaryota; Metazoa; Chordata; Mammalia; Rodentia; Muridae. The record is from RefSeq and is a predicted model, not a curated record. The transcript has 3 exons. Bases 124 to 909 code for a protein of 261 amino acids.